Messenger RNA from Racocetra persica, 268 nucleotides. The record is from the annotation of a GenBank genome assembly. NCBI's taxonomy places the organism in Eukaryota, Fungi, Glomeromycota, Glomeromycetes, Diversisporales, Gigasporaceae.
CUCUGAUAAAUUCUUCGUCUCAUAUAAUAUCUCAUACAAUUCGACAACCUUCAACAAGCCAAAAGUUCAAUAAUGAAAAUGUGACAGAUUAUUUUAAUACACAAUUCGACCAAAGUAACUUUGAUGAUGAAAAUGUGAUAGAUAAUUCUGAUACACAAACGAAUGAAUUUGAAAAUUAUAAUGAUAGUAUAAAUAUGGAAGAGACAUCAUCGCAUAUGGAAAUAAUAGAAGACUCACUCCAAGAACAUAACGAGAUAAACAAAUAUUG